This is a messenger RNA of Trichosurus vulpecula (common brushtail), 3448 nucleotides long. RefSeq names its product histone deacetylase 6 (gene HDAC6). Gene Ontology annotation, biological process: chromatin organization. The record is from RefSeq and is a predicted model, not a curated record. Gene Ontology annotation, molecular function: histone deacetylase activity; zinc ion binding. Gene Ontology annotation, cellular component: histone deacetylase complex. Lineage: Eukaryota; Metazoa; Chordata; Mammalia; Diprotodontia; Phalangeridae.
GGGCCAAAUCGAGGAGUCCGGAAGGGAUCACCAGUCCCUCGGGCCAGCCCACGUUUAGCUGAGGCCCGGCGCAGAGGGCGAGCUAAGAAAUUGAGUCAAGUGUCUGAGCAAGAUCUGGUGACCAACCUGCAGGACCUAGACCUUGAGGGUGACUCAGCAGUACCCUCAGGGACAGGCCUGGUGCUGGAUGAGAGAAUGGGUGGUUUCCACUGCCCCUGGGAUGAAAGUUUCCCUGAAAGACCAGAGCGCCUUCAGGCUGUGCAGGAACAACUGGCCAGGGACAGUUUGCUCGAGCGGUGUGUCCACAUUGAGGCCCAGCCAGCCACUCCCCAGGAGCUGCAGCUUGUCCAUAGCCAAGAAUAUGUGGACCUGAUGGCAUCUACACCACAGAUGACUGAAACAGAGCGUCAGGCCCUCUCAGACACUUACGAUUCAGUCUACCUGCAUCCGAACUCAUUCCCUUGUGCCCUCCUGGCUACUGGGGCGCUGCUUCGGCUGGUGGAUGCCUUGAUGCUAGGCGAGAUCCGAAAUGGACUAGCUGUUGUCAGGCCCCCUGGCCAUCAUGCCCAGCGUGAGAACAUGAAUGGCUACUGCAUGUUCAACAACGUUGCCAUCGCUGCCCGCUAUGCCCAAGAAAAGCACCAUGUCUCACGGAUACUCAUUGUGGAUUGGGAUGUCCACCACGGUCAAGGAACCCAGUUCAUCUUCGAGCAGGACUCCAGUGUCCUCUACUUCUCUGUUCACCGCUAUGAGCAGGGCCAAUUCUGGCCCCACCUAAAAGCUUCUGAUUGGCGGGCAACAGGCAGUGGCGAGGGUCAGGGAUACACUGUCAACGUGCCUUGGAACCAGGUGGGGAUGAGGGAUGGAGAUUACAUCAGCUCCUUCUUACACGUGCUGCUGCCCAUUGCUGUGGAGUUUCAGCCUCAAGUGGUUCUGGUGGCCGCUGGCUUUGAUGCCAUGCUGGGGGACCCCAAGGGAGAAAUGGCAGUCACCGCACCUGGCUUUGGCCACCUCACUCACCUGCUUAUGAGUCUGGCUAAGGGAAAGCUGAUUCUGUCUCUGGAGGGUGGCUACAACUUGCGUUCCCUUGCUUUGGCGGUCAGUGCCACUCUCCAAACCCUCCUGGGAGAUCCAUGUCCCAUGUUGGCCAUACCUUGUGCCCCCUGCCCCAGUGCCCUGGCUUCCUUGUCCUGUACCCUGGCUGCUCAGAGACCUUUCUGGAAGGUCAUACAGAGGUUUCGAUCUGCCCCUGAGGACAAGGAAAAAGAGCACAGGGAGGUGAGCCUAGGCCCCCCACCCAAUCUUGAGGCCCUGGGGAAACCCUUGGAGCAGGCCCUGCCCUUGCCUCUGAACCGAACAGGCUUGGUAUAUGAUGAGAGGAUGCUGGAGCAUUUCAAUAUGUGGGACAGCCACCACCCAGAGAGGCCAGGACGCAUUGCCCAGAUAGCUCAGCGCCAUGCAGAGCUUGGGUUGACCCCACGGUGCCUCCCCUUGCCUGCCCGGGCUGCUACGGACCACGAGCUGCUGAGCUGCCACAGUGAGGAGUAUAUUGAUCGUGUUCGGGCCACAAGUGGGCUGAAGCCUCGGGACCUGCACCGGGAGGGCGAAAAUUACAACUCCAUCUAUAUUUCUCCCCACUCCUUUGUCUGUGCCCAGCUUGCUGCUGGAGCUGCUUGCCGUUUGGUGGAGGCCAUCUUGGCCAGGGAGGUGCAGAAUGGGCUGGCCAUUGUCCGCCCACCAGGCCACCACGCUGAACGAGAUGCUGCCUGUGGUUUCUGCUUCUUCAAUUCUGUGGCCGUAGCCGCUCGCCAUGCUCAGGAGGUGGCAGGCCGGGCCCUUCGAAUCUUGAUUGUGGAUUGGGACAUUCAUCAUGGCAAUGGAACGCAGCACAUGUUUGAGGAAGACCCAAGUGUGCUGUAUGUGUCCCUGCACCGCUAUGAUCAAGGCUCCUUCUUUCCCAUGACUGAGGAUGGUGCUAGCAGCUAUGUGGGCCAGGGCCAGGGAGAGGGCUUCACUGUCAACGUGGCAUGGAAUGGGCCCCGCCUUGGAGAUCCUGACUAUCUCACCGCCAUGCACCAUGUUGUGAUGCCCAUUGCCUAUGAGUUCAACCCUGAGCUGGUGCUGGUGUCUGCUGGCUUUGAUGCUGCUCGGGGAGACCCACUAGGAGGCUGCCUAGUCUCCCCAGAGGGCUACGCGCACAUGACUCAUCUGCUGAUGGGGCUGGCUGGUGGCCGCAUUGCCCUGGUCCUUGAGGGUGGCUACAACCUAACGUCCAUCUCCGAAUCCAUGGCUGCUUGUACCCGGAUCCUUCUAGGUGACCCACCCCCGCUGCUCCCCUGGCUUCGGCCUCCGCUGCCUGGCACCUUCCUCUCACUGGCUAAGGUUGCCCAGAUUCACCAGAAGUACUGGCAGAGCCUUCGGCUUACUGCAGUAGAGAUGGAGGUGGAAGGAAGGGAGACCCCACUGGAGCCAGCUGAGGAGAGUGCCCUGGGGCAUAAGCAUCCUGAAGAGAGCCUCCCAGAGGCAUUGCCCAUAGGGCUGAAGCUAGAGGAACAGCCUCCAUCCCCCUUGCUUGAGGAGACCCUAGGCCUGCAGUCCCUGCGGCUCAGCGCCGUCAUUGCCAAAGAAGAGGAGUCUGAGGAGCCUGGCAUACUUGGGGAGGCAGCUGGGGGAGGGGUCCCAGCCACUCCCACCCUGCUGCUGACAGGGGACCAAUCUGAUGCUGAGGGGGCCACAUUCUAUGCUGUGAUCCCACUGUCCUGGUGCCCACACCUGGUGACUGUGCACUCAGUGCCUGAAGGGGGCCUGGAUGUGACCCAGCCUUGCCAGGACUGCAGCAGCCAUCUGGAGAAUUGGCUCUGCUUGGCUUGCUAUCAGGUUCAUUGUGGCCGCUACAUUCAGGCUCACAUGCUCCAGCACCAUGAGGCCUCAGGCCACCCACUGGUCCUAAGCUAUGCCGACCUGUCAGCCUGGUGUUACACCUGCCAGGCCUACGUGAACCACGAGGUUCUGCUGGAGGCCAAGAAGACUGCAUACCAGUCCAAAUUUGGGGAGGAGAUGCCAACGUCGCCAUGACAGCUGAUUGCCCUCCUUGAUGCAGCUGUUCUUUUGGAUUGUUGCUCUAAUUCCUGUGUCUUCUCUAGCAAAGACACCGGAUUCCCUAAAUUAAAAAAAAGAAAACCCAAAAAGACAAUUGCUUCCCUACCCACCCAUUUUGUAGUUGAUGGGGGGAGGAGGGAGGUCAAAAGUGCCACCAUAAGGUAACAAUCUUAAUGCAAGGCAAGCUGGUGUCAGUGCCAUGGGGAGAGACUGUUCCCGGGAAAUUGGAGUAAACUCGAAUGAAAUUUGAGUGAAACCCAAAAGGGCCUGGGGAAAUGCCUCAGAAGUUGGCAGGGGCUGAGGAUACCAGAGAUGAGCCAGACUCUGCUUUGCUUGUAGGGGCAGAAAG